This is a messenger RNA of Siniperca chuatsi (mandarin fish), 2047 nucleotides long. Its product is annotated as germ cell-specific gene 1-like protein. The record is from RefSeq and is a predicted model, not a curated record. Gene Ontology annotation, cellular component: plasma membrane. The transcript has 5 exons. Bases 290 to 1186 code for a protein of 298 amino acids. Lineage: Eukaryota; Metazoa; Chordata; Actinopteri; Centrarchiformes; Sinipercidae.
CUUUGGCAACGUGACAUCCUAUAGGCUGGAGGCUCGUGGGGCACCGCGCGUUUAAGAGAGAAAAGUCUAAUGAUGAAAAUGUAACACUUUGGCACACAGCUGAGCUCAGUGUGGAGGUGCGGUCUGUAUCCUGCGCAUCAAUGGAGAUAUUUGGUAAGUGUAGAGCGCCAAAUAGAACCAGUACCUCACCAGGUGUGUUUGGAAAUUAGCCGGGGCUCGUGCAUCUACUCCACUUCGCGCCCAUGAUCUUUUCGGUCCUCGGUGCGCCGCUGCAUCCUUCUCACGGACAAUGAAGACGACUCGCAGAUGCAGGACCCUUCUGUCGGUUAGCUUGAACUUCUUCGCCCUGUUCUUCUCAAUUACCGCGUUUAUAACGACUUACUGGUGCGUGGGGACCCAGAGAGUCCCCAAGCCAAAGUGCAGCAAGCUGCGGACACACCAGUGUAUAGACUACGGAGUGAACGAGACAGACCCGAACAAAGUGGUGUACAGCUGGGAGACCGGGGACGACAGGUUCCUGUUCCGACAGUUCCACACCGGCAUCUGGUUCUCGUGCGAGGAAAAUAUCCACGAUGAAAGUGAGAGAUGCCGAAGCUUCAUCGACUUGGCCCCUGCAUCAGAGAAAGGGAUGCUGUGGCUGUCACUGGUUUCUGAGAUGCUGUACAUUGUUCUGCUGGUGGUGGGCUUCAGCCUCAUGUGUUUAGAGCUGGUCCACUCCAGCAACGUCAUUGAUGGACUCAAGCUCAAUGCCUUCGCUGCUGUCUUCACUGUUCUCUCAGGUCUUCUUGGCAUGGUGGCUCAUGUGAUGUACACACAGGUCUUCCAGGUCACUGUCAGCCUCGGUCCACCUGAUUGGAGGCCCUACAACUGGGACUACGGCUGGUCCUUCUGCAUGGCCUGGGCGUCCUUCACCUGCUGCAUGGGAGCAUCAGUUACCACCCUCAACUCCUAUACGAAGACAGUCAUCGAGUUCAGGCACAAACGCAAGACCUUCGAGCAAAGCAUCCGGGAGGAGCACGCACGGGAGGCUUUCGGAUAUUACCGGGAACGCUCCGUGCACUCCAUCUCCAACUCUGUAGAGGUUUAUUCCAGCCAUACCCCGAAAAGUGUCAGGAAAACUCCCAUACCUGCUGACUCUCUGGACCUGAGUGACAUUGCAGCAUCUUUGGGGGAAGAACAGUGCUGAACAGGACAGGACAGUAGGUGGUGGCAUUUCUCUCAGUGUGGCAGCUUGAUGGACGGAAAGCGCUGUUGUCCGUAUGUGGCUGGUGUUCAGUACGGGAUGAACACCUAACAGGAUUUCAGGCUACAUCAUUAGCUCAUUUAACACUGCCUUAGUUGUGGAUGUGUUGUUGGCAUCAGUAGUCACGGAGCUUCAAGUCACAUAGGAGCUUCAAACUGGAAAAAGUGGACAUGAAGUAUUUGAAAGAGGUGUUUUCUCUGUUUUUGUAACCCACCGCAAUGUAGAUUUAAAAGAAACUGUUAAGUAUACGUAUAUAUAUAAAUAGAGUGAGGGUAAUAGCCUUAUUAAACAUGUUUAAGUCAAUUAAAGACACCCUGUCUUUGCAUUGAUUUCUUAAUUGACAGUUUAACUGGUUUUCAUUCAUUGUGAAAUCAAGCUAAAAAUACUUAACUGCAAAUGUGCCUAUAUAUAUAAAUUGUAAAUAAGUUGUGGAGUGUAAGUGUGCAGUAUGUUUCUACACAGAAUGGUUGUGGAAAAUUGUGCGUCAUUUUUCUUUUGGAUGUUCACAAUCAGUUACUUUUAUUGUCUCACGAAGCCCGAACGUGCAUUUGUAACACUUUUCGUUAGACAAUGUCAGGACAACCUGCAGAGACACAGACCUCUGUAGCAUCAAAGCUCAUAUGAACACUUAUAAUGGCGCGAUAAGGAUGAUCAACAGUCUGUAUAGUAUCACUCAUUUCCAGUACAUUAUGUAAUUUUCAUUUGAUGUUUCUGCUUUGAUUGGAGGAAAAUAAAUGCUCAAUGCUGUGAAAAUGUCUCUUCAGACGAAUAUGCUGGUUAUUAAAGUCCUCCUCCACUCAAAAA